UCCAGGUGACGUGAGUCCAGUAAUCACUGUUUACCGUAAUAAUACUUUCAUGCUUGCUUUGGUAAUGUAAUGGGAGCCCAAAUUAUUCUCAAUUAUCUGAAAGAGCAGAAUCUAGAAGCAACCGAAUAUUUGGUGAAAAAACGAGCAGGUCCCGUGAGUUUUUUAACAUUCAGUGCAUUGGUGAAUCGUGAAAAGGAUAUAUUUGUGCACUUGGUGGACGUUGCAAGGUUACCUAGAAGUGGUGCCAGUUUCUUAAACUUUCAUCUUACAGCGUGCAGAAGUUUAUGGCACUGAGUAAUAUUUGGAUUGUUAACGGAGCGGAUAAAGAAAUACCUAAAAACGUGCGACAUAAGGACUUUUUGGCUUUAGACAACACCAUAACAAUGAGCGAUAGAAAUUCGGGUAACGGACAGAUAGACGGCGAAGUGCCACUCAAAAACAUGGCUCGCGUGAACCAAGGUCAAGAAAAUGAACUGAACGAGGAUCCGGAAAAUGGAAUGGUUAAGGAUAAUCGACGAAAUGAUAAGAAAAUCUGCAGUUACACAAGAUGGAUGAGAUUCGGAGGAUUCAUUUUGGCCUUGAUUUUAAUAGGAUUCUUCUUCACAUAUUUAGUAACGAAGUAUCUGGAAAUAUCAGACUAUUCCAAGUCUUCUUUAAGACUAAUUCCUCCAAAUCCCGAAGUGGAGGCACCACCUUCCCGUUCAAUCCUCUACGUCUUCCAACAUGGGGCUAUUUGUUCAGACAAUGAUAUUUGCAGCGAAAUUGGACAGUAUAUUUUCAACCGUGGCGGCAACGUCAUGGAUUCAGCCCUAGCUACUUUAUUUUGUAACGGGAUAACAACAAUGCAGAGUUUGGGAAUAGGUGGUGGCUUUAUAAUGAACGUUUUUAUAAAAGCCGAAAAUAGAUCGUACACAAUUGAUGCAAGGGAGACAGCUCCAAAAUCAGCCACCGAUAGUAUGUUCACAGUUCAUCACGUUGGCACCCCGACGUCAGUUGGAGUUCCUGGAGAGGUUCUAGGCUACUGGGAGGCUCACAAAAGGUUUGGUUCGAUGACAUGGAAAGAAAUCAUUGAACCUUCAAUAAAAGUAUGCGAAGAUGGGUUUCCACUGUCCAAACACAUGCUGGACUCACUGCACACAAAUAAACGACUGAAAACGGAUCCACUUUUAAGCUCUGCUUUCAUCAACAAAGAAACUGGGGACUUCUACCAAGUUGGCGCUCGAGUUCAUCCGCCCAAAGAACUCUGCAGUACAUAUCGCCUUCUAGCCUUACACGGUGCCCACGACUUUUACAAUGGAACUAUUUCAAAAUUACUCGUAGAUGAUCUCAAAGAUGCGGGAAGCUUAGUCACGGCAGAGGACUUAGCUUCAUAUUCGGUCGAUUGGCAUGACUCCAUUCCUGUUAAUUUAGAUGAUAACAUUAUGUACGUAGUACCUCCUGCUGGAGGUGGGACCCUCUUAGCUUUGAUUAUGAACACGCUACGAGGAUAUAACUUCACCAGUGAUAGCAUAUCAACAGUCAAUAACACAAUCCUGACCUACCAUCGAGCAAUAGAGGCUUUUAAAUUUGCUUUUGCCAAAAGAUCACUUCUAGGUGAUAUGAGAUUUAAUAAUUUGACGGAGGUUCUACAAAACCUUACAUCACCAGACUAUGCCGAGGCCUUGCGACAAAAAAUCAAUGAUAGUAGAACAUAUGCGGAUUUCAAACAUUAUGGAGCGAAGUUUUAUCGAAAAUCAGACACAGGAACAUCACAUUUAUCAGUGGUUGCUCCCAAUGGUGACGCGGUGUCAGCAACAAGCUCAAUUAAUUUUUAUUUUGGUUGUGGUGUUGCUGGCAAACGGACCGGUAUCAUUUUUAACAAUGGCCUCGAUGACUUCUCGUAUCCAAACGUGAGGCAAAAUUUCUUUGGUUUACCGAGCUCGAAACCGAACUUUCUGCAGCCAGGGAAGCGUGCCAUGUCUUCAAUGAGUCCAACCAUAAUCACCGAUACUAAAGGCAAUGUUAAGUUGGUGAUCGGAUCAGCAGGAGGAACCAAGAUUACCACUGCGGUGGCAAUGGUGAUAAUGCGAGUCUUGUGGUUUGAUCAAGAUAUCAAGCAGGCAAUCGAUGCACCCAGAAUUCAUCAUCAACUCGUUCCAAAUGAGAUAGAGUACGAGUUUGGCAAUUUGCAGCAAAUAAUCGGAGGUUUAGAAGAAAAAGGUCAUCGGACUAGCCGCUAUCGAGAGCGAGGGUCAACCAUGUGUGGUAUCACCAAAAACGAGACCGCAGUGUACGCAAAUGCAGAUUUCAGGAAGAAAGGCGGGGUCUACGGGCUCUAGGGGGUCUACCAACACUUUCCAGAAUCAAAUGCUUCAGGAGACUAUGUAUAAGUCGAAUCAUACAAAAAAAUCGAAUAAACACUGAAAAUUCUUUACAUCUGA
Messenger RNA from Hermetia illucens (black soldier fly), 2420 nucleotides. RefSeq names its product glutathione hydrolase 1 proenzyme-like. The record is from RefSeq and is a predicted model, not a curated record. Gene Ontology annotation, cellular component: plasma membrane. Gene Ontology annotation, biological process: glutathione catabolic process. NCBI's taxonomy places the organism in Eukaryota, Metazoa, Arthropoda, Insecta, Diptera, Stratiomyidae. Bases 285 to 2318 code for a protein of 677 amino acids. The transcript has 10 exons. Gene Ontology annotation, molecular function: glutathione gamma-glutamate hydrolase.